Molecule: messenger RNA, 1539 nt
Organism: Endocarpon pusillum Z07020
Lineage: Eukaryota; Fungi; Ascomycota; Eurotiomycetes; Verrucariales; Verrucariaceae
Exons: 5
Coding region: 1-1539 (512 amino acids)
Biological process (GO): mycotoxin biosynthetic process
Molecular function (GO): acetyltransferase activity
Source: RefSeq, a predicted model, not a curated record
AUGCCUGGCCGACUCCCCGAGGUGCCUCCUCUGGCUCCAGAGACGUACAGAUGGGAGAAGUCAAAGACAGAUCCUCGAGUCCUACAACGCCGUGCGAAUGGUGCAGAGGUUCUUGUGGGUAUAAGAGACAACAAUAUCAAGGGGCAGUACGAUCUGUAUCUGAUGACCACCCUUCGCAUUAAUAAUCUUUCCACUGCCACGGCACUGUCCCUCUCAUCCCUCAAGGAGAAGCUUCAGCCCGCGCUGCUGGAGAUCCGCUUCAAACAUCCAGAAAUUGCCUGCACAGUCCUGUGGGAUAAUCAAGUCGCUCCGGUCAUUCAAUAUACGCCACCCGAGAAUAGCAAAGACGCUCAUACAUGGGCCCACAACACGGUUCACAUUCUGGCCACAUCGAAAACUGGUGUUGAUGCACGGACAGAAGUCGAGCAGCGACGACGACUGGUUGGUAGUCAGCCAGCAAAGCCAGUUUCGAUAUAUAUCGUCGCGGACGUUGCAAAUGAGGAUACACCGCUCACUCCAGGGACCGUUGUAGAUGUUUUGAUGCACAUGAACCAUCUGUACUGGGACGGAAUCAGUGUGCGGAUGUUCGCUGGAGAUCUGCUCCGAAGUUUGAGUCAGAACCUAGGCGUAGAACAGAAACCAUCACAAUAUCAGUGGGGAGAAGAAAUCGCGAACCUUGGUGUGCCGGUCUUGGACGCCUUGGAUAUUGACAUAGGUUCUUUGGGUGACGACUUCAAUACUGCUCGCGACGACAACGUACGGUUUAGCUGGGGCCUCCGAUGCAGAGCCAAAACGGGAACACCUCGCACCAUAUUCCACACCUUCACUGUCCCCGAGAGUGAAACCAUGAUCCGCGCCGUCAAAUCUCGUCUCGGUCCCAAGUAUACGAUUUCACAUCUGGGUCAUGCAGCCACUGUUCUGGCGCUGCUUAAAGCCAAUCCACCUUCCAACGAUAUUCCGGACAGCCAAUCCUUGAUCAUGCCGAUUCCCGUCAAUGGCCGUCGGUGGCUGAGAGAUGACCACGCGCGCGAUUAUUAUGGCAUGUGUCAGACUGGUGCGGUAAUAAAAAUCAAGAAUAUCAAGUUCUUCAUGGUCGAUGGCAACGAUAGAGAUGCGGUUGUGGAGGCGCUCGAAAGGGGAUGCAAACUUGUCAAGGAGGCGUAUGAUCAUUGGAUGAGCAAACCGUUCCUAUUGGCGCUGGGGAUCUCGAAAGAUAAUUUCAUUGCGUCAUACCUAACUUCCCCCAAGGAAUCAGUGCCGUUCGGUGGGAUGGCUCAUGCGAUCUUCGUCAGUGACGGAAUGAAUGACCGAUUCAUUCCUGGGGAUGUUACGAGCGCGGCUACAGGAGAGAAGCUCAUGUCUGUAGAGAAUGUUUCUUUCUUCCUGAAUAAGUAUUUGCCGUCCAUGUCAUUCCGACUUGACAGUUGGAAAGGCGCUUCUACAUUGUCUCUUUGCUAUAAUGACGGGAGCUAUACGGCCGAGGAAGCCACGACCUGGCUACAAUAUUUAGCGACUUACAUGUUGGCUUUUGCACAAUAG